CAUUCAAGGGACUGGAUGCAAACCCACAUCUGUAGUGGGACAAUGGAGAUUUCGCUGGGCCAGGGGCUCCUCAUUUUGGUCCUGGUGGUGGUCCCGCUUCUCUACGAAUGGAGUACCACCUUCAAGUACUUUUGCAAGAUGGCGUUCUACAACAGCUACAUCCUCUUUCUGGCCGUCAUCGUCAUCCCUAUUUGCGCAGUCCGUGGGCGCAAUGUGGACAAUAUGAAGAUAAUCCGGUUCAUGAUGCUACAUGUGAAAUACCUGUACGGGAUCAAGAUUGACGUGCGGGGGACAGAGAACUUCAACAUCAAACAGCCUUAUGUGAUCGUGUCCAACCAUCAGAGCUCCCUUGACUUGCUCGGGUUGAUGGAAGUCUUGCCCGACCGGUGUGUGCCAAUCGCCAAGAAGGAGCUGAUGUACAUGGGCACGGUGGGGUUGGCGUGCUGGCUAGGGGGCAUCAUCUUCAUCAACCGCAAGAAAACCGACGACGCCAUUAGCGUCAUGGCGGAGACGGCGCAAACCAUGCUCUGUGAGGAUGUUCGGGUCUGGGUGUUCCCCGAGGGCACCAGGAAUCACAACGGCUCCAUGCUGCCCUUCAAGCGGGGUGCCUUCCAUUUGGCUGUGCAAGCCCAGGUUCCUAUCAUCCCAGUUGUGAUCUCAUCGUAUCGGGAUUUCUACAGUAAGAAGGAAAGGCGUUUCACCACGGGGCGCUGCACGGUCCAGAUCCUGCCCCCCAUGCCUACGUGGGGGCUGGGGGCUGAAGACGUGCCGGCACUGACAGAUCGCGUGCGCCAGGCCAUGCUCAUUGCCUUCGAGGGGCUCUCGGUGGAGCUGGGUGCCCCGCAGUGACCCCGCUUUUACUACUUCCUCCCUCCCAACAUCCGGCCCUAGAGAGAGACAAGAGAGAGAGGAGCUUAUGGGGUGGGGACUGGGAACAGCUUUGCGCCCACUGGGACGGGGGCCAUGGCAGAAGAGGGCGACGUUAAACCCCCAGCGGCCAAGCCGGGACCAGGAGUGGCAGAGGCGUUCGUUGACAGGAGCAGCCCACACUACAACCAAACUCGGGAGAUUUGCAAGCUGGGGGUGGGCUUAGCCUGGCCACGCCCACAAGGAGCCGCAGGGGCGGAGUUGAUCCCAGCCACGCCCGCUUCCACCUUUUGGACCAGAAUCCUCCCCUCCCACAACCAGGUAGAUGGUGCAGCCAGGUCUUCUUCCCCUCCCCAUUUCUGUGGAUGUGAACUGUUCCGCUCGAGCUUCUCGGACUGGACCACUCCAGCCCCCUGUUCUGGGGGCGGGGAGCAUUUUGUGGGCUUGACCCUACAGGUACCGUAUAAACAGAACCACUCCUUGAAUCCUGCAAGAGGGAAGGUCCACCCCGGCGCACCUCUGGGGGACGAGAUGGGCGCAGGGGAAGGUUUCGAGUGUGAACACUGCAAAAUGUGAAGCCGGGUUGCGGGCCGGUUGCAAACACCCCGCUGGCCUUUCACGAAGGGUGUGUGUGUGUGUGUGUGUGUGUUUGCGUGUGAAAUAAGGGAGACGGAAUGGGCACGAUCGAUCGAUCCGCUACAUCUUGCCUGUGGUGGGAGCGAGGCGGCAACGAACCCACUCCAGAGCUUCCCGAGGAGGGGAGCUGUGCGGACUACGACCCACCUGGGCCUCGGACUGAGCAGCAGCUCUAAUAAAACGGUGGACAAGA
This is a messenger RNA of Lacerta agilis (Sand lizard), 1696 nucleotides long. It is a transcript of the gene AGPAT1, whose product is annotated as 1-acylglycerol-3-phosphate O-acyltransferase 1. The transcript has 7 exons. The coding region runs from base 16 to 849 and encodes 277 amino acids. Gene Ontology annotation, biological process: phosphatidic acid biosynthetic process. The record is from RefSeq and is a predicted model, not a curated record. Gene Ontology annotation, cellular component: endoplasmic reticulum; membrane. Gene Ontology annotation, molecular function: 1-acylglycerol-3-phosphate O-acyltransferase activity. Lineage: Eukaryota; Metazoa; Chordata; Lepidosauria; Squamata; Lacertidae.